Molecule: messenger RNA, 1344 nt
Organism: Rotaria sp. Silwood1
Lineage: Eukaryota; Metazoa; Rotifera; Eurotatoria; Philodinida; Philodinidae
Source: the annotation of a GenBank genome assembly
AUGAAUCAAACAUGGAUUUCUUUAACAAAUGCCGAUAAAAUAGGCUCACAUUUUGAUUAUAAUAAUUUUUUAUUUACUUCUGAUGUUUUAUUAAAUGAUACAUCAAAUGGUAUAAAUCUAAUAUAUCAAUCAUUUUUUUCAUCAUCAACAAUAGCAUCACAAAUAAAUCAAAGGGAUGUAAAUGUAAAUCAAAGUUCAAUUAUUAAACCUACAGACACAAAUGGUAUAUUAUCAUCAAUUGAAAAAUGUAUUCUUACAUUUUUAAUGUCAACAAUGGCAUUUUUAACUGUAUCCGGAAAUUCUUUAGUUAUUAUUGCAUUUAUAUGUGAACCAACUAUACGAACUUAUUCGAAUUAUUUUAUUCUUAAUCUUUCUAUUGCUGAUUUACUUAUCGGUCUUAUAUGUAUUCCACUUUAUGCUCAUAAAAUAAUACUCGGUGAAUGGUAUUUAGGUUAUAUCUUAUGUAAAUUAUGGCUUGUAUUUGAUUAUGUUGUUGGUUCAGCAUCAACAUUAUGCAUUGUUGUUAUAUCUUAUGAUCGUUAUCAAAUGGUAUCAAAAGGAUUAAAUUAUAUAUCAAAGACAACAAUACGACGUGCAUUAAAAUUUGUUUUAGGUACAUGGAUAAUAGCAAUACUUAAUUAUGCUCCAGCAAUCUUAUUAUGGGAUUGGUUAUCUAGUAGUGAACCAUUUCAAAAUCGUACCUGUGAUCCACCAUUUGCCAAUAAUUUUCCAUAUUUAGUAACAACAGCAUUCGUUGAAUUUUUUGUACCUUUUUUUAGUUUAACAACACUUAAUCUUCUUGUUUAUUUGAAUAUUCGACAACGUUCACAUGGACUUAUACGUACAAAAAAUAAUCAGAAUAAUCAUAAUACAACAAAUUUCAAAUCCAUUAUAUCAUCACAAGCAACAAAAUCAAAUGAUGCUUAUUCAGAAAAUGGUUAUCAUGAAAAAACAAAACCUGAUGAUGAACAAGAAUUGAAACAACUUAAUUCAUCAAAUACACAACCUUUACCAGUUUCAACAACUUAUGCUAAAUCAUCUUCAUCAUUGGCAUUGGCACGUGAUCGUAAAGCAGCAAAAAAAUUAUUUAUACUUGUUUUCGCAUUUGUUAUAUGUUGGUGUCCAUAUACAUUUUUAACACUUAUACGUUCUUUAUGUAAGCAACCUGAUAAAUGUAUAUCAGUGCUUAUAUACGAAAUCACAUUUUGGUUAUUAUGGUUGAAUUCAACAAUUAAUCCAUUUCUUUAUUCUUUUCUUCAUGUGAAGUUUCGUAAAGCUUUUUAUCGAAUUUUAUGUUUUUAUAAUUUACGACAUCGUCGUCGGUUAACCGAACAAAGAAUAUAG